Molecule: messenger RNA, 321 nt
Organism: Lactuca saligna
Lineage: Eukaryota; Viridiplantae; Streptophyta; Magnoliopsida; Asterales; Asteraceae
Source: the annotation of a GenBank genome assembly
AUGACUCGUAUGCUUUCACGAAAUAAGAAGGAGCUCGCUUACUUGCAAACCAUUGAUACUUUUGUUGAAAUUGGAGUUCUUUUGGCAAGAGAAGAAGAGACGAAGUCUAAGCAUUCGAAGAAGACUGCUGCUGAAUCUUCUGAGAAACAGGUCAAAGAAUCUAAAUCUACAAAGAGUCUAAAGAAGUUAAAAAUUACGUUAGCAGAGCUAACAAAAACCAAAGUUUCUGUUGCUGAUACCCCAUCAACUCAAAAGGAAAUCAUUCCUUCGAAGACUGGUGUCUUUCGCAGAAUCAAGAUGAAAUCCAAACAUAAGAGUUGA